AUGCCACUAAGCAAGAAAGAGAUCAAAGGUUUGCUCUAUAAGAUAGAGGUUGCUAUUGAUGAGAUUGAAGAGAGUGUGGCUGAAAGGGCAAAGUUACAUGAACUCAGCCUACAGCCCUCCUCCAAUGAUAACAAAGAGUUGACCAAUCAAGUACACAAGGUGAUCGACAAUUUCGAGUUGGCGAAAGCAGAAGCGGAGAAUAGCAAAGAAGAAGAUUUUUACGAUCAGCUCAGACAGCUUUCUGACAGAUAUAUGGAUAUUCACUCCAGUCUUGAAGAUGAUACCGAUAUUGAUGCACCAGGGUUCAGCUAUGUAAUACCAUGCCCUCCAAAGACAACCACCACCAAGGCAGUGAGAUUCAAAGAUGACCCAGAGGAAGCCAAUACUUCUGAAAUGAUGGGUACUCAACCAUUUCAGCCAUACAGAGAUGUUCCCGAAGAAGAAGAAGAAGAAGUAGGAGUGGGAGAGGAACCAGACUCCCGAUCCAAUCAUCAAAUGUUUGCUGAGCACCAACAAACAAUGAUGCGACAAGACCAGGACUUGGAUUAUUUGCAUCAGCUGAUAAGUAGACAGCACAUGAUGGGAAAGGACAUUGACCAAGAGUUGGAUGAGCAGUUGAUAAUUUUGAACGACUUGGAACAAGGUGUUGAUAAUUCAAGCUUUAGAUUACAACGAGCAACAACAAGAUUGAAUGACUUUAGGCGGAUGGCUAGAGAGAAUGGAAACCUUACCACAAUCGUGAUCCUAACCAUCAUUUUAAUUCUUUUAUUAGUCGUACUUAAUUAG
Lodderomyces parapsilosis is the source of this 786-nucleotide messenger RNA. It is a transcript of the gene SYN8, whose product is annotated as syntaxin. Lineage: Eukaryota; Fungi; Ascomycota; Pichiomycetes; Serinales; Debaryomycetaceae. Bases 1 to 786 code for a protein of 261 amino acids. The transcript has a single exon. Gene Ontology annotation, biological process: intracellular protein transport; vesicle fusion. The record is from RefSeq and is a predicted model, not a curated record. Gene Ontology annotation, cellular component: SNARE complex; endomembrane system. Gene Ontology annotation, molecular function: SNAP receptor activity; SNARE binding.